Molecule: messenger RNA, 1314 nt
Organism: Lycium ferocissimum
Lineage: Eukaryota; Viridiplantae; Streptophyta; Magnoliopsida; Solanales; Solanaceae
Product: epsin-3
Exons: 4
Coding region: 98-1042 (314 amino acids)
Biological process (GO): endocytosis
Cellular component (GO): plasma membrane; clathrin vesicle coat; endosome
Molecular function (GO): phospholipid binding; clathrin binding
Source: RefSeq, a predicted model, not a curated record
CUGCUGUUAGUUGCAUCAUUUGGGUUACUAUCCUCUUCUACUCCUUACCAAAAAGUCCAAAAUCCUUCAUUUAUUUUUUCUUGUAACCAACAAGAAUAUGUCAACAAUUAAAAGCGGCAGGGAAAACAGUAGCAAUAUUAUGGCUCAACCAUUUCUCCAUGAAUUCAAGAAACAAGCUUCUUUCUUCCUUAAGGAGAAGAUCAACACAGCCAGAUUGGCCUUGACUGAUGUUACACCAACUCAGAUAUUGACAGAAGAAGCUACAAAUGGAAAUCCAGGUGCACCAGACACAAGAACACUAAAAAUGAUUUCCAAGGCAGCUUUUGAAGUUGAUGAUUACUGGAGAAUUGUUGGGAUCCUCCACAAAAAAUUGUCAAGAUUUGAUAGAAAGAAUUGGAGGGUGUCAUAUAAAGCUGUGAUGGUGCUGGAACACUUGUUGACUCAUGGACCUGAAAGUGUUGCAGAGGAAUUCCAAAGUGAUAAAGAUGUUAUCAGGGAAAUGGAAAGCUUUCAACUCAUUGAUGAGAAAGGAUUCAACUGGGGACUAAAUGUUAGGAAGAAAUCAGAGAGGAUAUUGAAGCUGCUAGAAAGUGGACAACUACUCAAAGAAGAGAGAAACAAAGCCAGGAAAAUAUCAAGAGGUAUCGAAGGUUUUGGGAGCUUCAACAUUAGAACUAGUUCAGGUGAAGGAAUUUUAGAGGAAUCAACAAUUAAACCUUAUGGAAGGUCUAAUUCUCAGUUUAAUGAUCAUGGAAAUGAGGAUGAUGAAAACUCAAGUUUCAAUAGUGAAGUGCAAGUUAGUGAGAAAGUGGAUGAUGAGUACUUAGUUUCUGGGAUUUCUUGUAUUAGUUUCAAAGAAAACAUGGCUCCAACUGAGGAAAUGCAUAAGUGGAACUUCAAAGGAGAAUCAAAAGCACUUUUGGAAGCAGAACCAAGAAUGGGAUGUUUGUCAGAAGAGGAUCAUCCUUUCAGUGAAACCGACCGAUUAACAUCAGUCUCCCUACUUUCUUCUGGAGAUCAAGUCCUUCAAGCAUGUAAAUAGGACGCUCCGGUUUUAAUCUCUCUGGAGUGUAUGUAUGUUGAAUAGUUGUUUUAUGCGUUCAUCUAUCUCUCAGGAGCAGUUGUAUUGUUUUCCCGGAGAUUGGUGUAUUAGAGCUAAGAACAACUAAUUGGUUGUUCCCUUAUAGGCUUAUACCACUACUAGCUGUUUUGAGCUUCUGUUGUAACCUACAGGGUAAAGCGAAGCAGAUUUGCAACUGUACUGCUAUUUCAAGUUCAUGGAAUAACUACUACUGAUGCUGAUAUUUCCUAAUA